AUGUCGACCGAGACCUACGCUUUCAAUGCAGAUAUUCAACAGUUGAUGUCCUUGAUCAUCAACACUUUUUACUCCAACAAAGAAGUGUUCUUGAGAGAGCUCAUUUCUAACAGCUCAGACGCCUUAGACAAGAUAAGGUUCAUAUCUCUUACAAACCAUGAAGUCCUUUCCACUGAAGGUAGCCUUGCUAUCAAAGUUGUCCCAGACAAGACCAACAACACACUUACGAUCAUUGACACUGGGAUUGGGAUGACAAAGGAAGAAAUGGUCAAGAACUUAGGAACUAUUGCCAAGUCAGGCACCAAGGCUUUUAUGGAAGCUUUAAGCUCAGGUGCUGAUAUCAGCAUGAUUGGACAGUUCGGUGUCGGUUUUUACUCAGCAUUCCUUGUAGCUGAUAAGGUCACUGUGAUUAGUAAAAAUAACGAUGAUCAGCAAUAUGUUUGGGAAUCCACAGCUGGCGGUACUUUCAAUAUAUCUUUAGAUGAAAAUCCAAACUCUGAAAGACUUACUAGAGGUACAAAGGUUAUUUUGACACUUAAAGAGGACCAAUUGGAGUUCUUAGAAGAAAAGAAGCUUAAAGAGCUUAUUAAGAAGCACUCACAAUUCAUUGGAUUCCCUAUUGAACUUUAUGUAGAAAAGACUAAGGAAAAAGAAGUCAGUGAAAGUGAAGAUGAAGAAGAAGAGAAAAAAGAAGAAGGAGAAAAACCUAAGAUUGAAGAAGUCACUGAGGAAGAAGAAAAGGAAAAGAAAAAGAAAAAAACCAAGAAAAUAAAAGAAGUUUCUCACGAAUACGAACAAGUCAACAAAACCAAGCCACUCUGGAUGAGAGCUCCAGAAUCCAUCACAAAAGAAGAAUACGGCGCUUUUUACAAAUCCCUCACUAACGACUGGGAAGAUCACCUCGCUGUGAAACACUUCACAGUUGAAGGCCAGCUCGAGUUUAAAGCCAUUCUUUUUGUUCCAAAAAGAGCUCCUUUCGACCAAUUUGAAACCAGAAAGAAACGCAACAACAUCAAGCUUUACGUCAGAAGAGUUUUCAUCAUGGACGAUUGUGACGAGUUGAUCCCAGAGUUCUUAUCCUUCAUCAAAGGUGUUGUGGAUUCCGAAGACUUGCCUCUUAACAUUUCCAGAGAAACUCUCCAACAAAAUAAAAUUCUGUCAGUCAUCAAGAAGACUCUAGUCAAAAAAUGUCUUGAGCUUUUCAACGAAAUUGCAGCUAAUGAAGAGGAUUACAAGAAGUUCUAUGAACAGUUCUCAAAGAACUUGAAACUUGGAAUUCACGAAGAUACUACCAAUAGAACCAAAAUCGCUGAAUUGUUGAGAUAUCAUACAAGCAAGUCUGGAGACGAUAUGAUUUCAUUGAAAGAAUACGUAUCCAGAAUGAAAGAAGGACAAAAAGAUAUUUACUAUAUCACAGGUGAAUCAAGGCAAUCAGUUGCAAAUUCCCCAUUCAUUGAAGCUUUGAAGAAGAAAAACUACGAAGUCAUCUAUAUGGUUGACCCUAUUGAUGAAUACGCAGUUCAGCAGCUUAAAGAGUUCGACGGAAAGAAACUGAAAAGCAUUACAAAGGAAGGCCUUGAAUUAGACCAGUCUGAGGAAGAGAAGAAAGCUUUUGAAGAAUCAAAAGCUCAAUUCGAAGGCCUCUGCAAAUUAAUUAAAGAUGUCUUAGGUGACAAAGUUGAAAAAGUUAUGGUUGGAAGCAGAAUUUCUGAUUCCCCAUGCGUCUUAGUCACUGGAGAGUAUGGAUGGACUGCUAACAUGGAAAGAAUUAUGAAAGCCCAAGCACUUAGAGACUCUUCCACAAGUGCUUAUAUGCAAUCAAAGAAGACCAUGGAAAUCAAUCCAAAGCACCCAAUUGUCAUCAAACUCAAAGCAAAGAGCGACGAAGACAAAUCAGAUAAGACUGUAAAGGAUCUCAUAUGGUUACUUUAUGAGACUUCUCUUUUGACGUCUGGGUUCAGCCUUGAAGAACCAAAUGUAUUUUCUAACAGAAUUCACAGAAUGAUUAAGCUUGGGCUAAGCAUUGAAGAUGAAGAGGAAGAAAGUGCUGCCGUUGAAGAAGAUUUGCCUCCACUAGAAGGGCCAGCUUCCAAUAUGGAUGAAGUAGACUAA
This is a messenger RNA of Blepharisma stoltei, 2112 nucleotides long. Lineage: Eukaryota; Ciliophora; Heterotrichea; Heterotrichida; Blepharismidae. The record is from the annotation of a GenBank genome assembly.